Messenger RNA from Malania oleifera, 1173 nucleotides. RefSeq names its product mannan endo-1,4-beta-mannosidase 5-like. Lineage: Eukaryota; Viridiplantae; Streptophyta; Magnoliopsida; Santalales; Ximeniaceae. The transcript is spliced from 5 exons. The coding region runs from base 85 to 1173 and encodes 362 amino acids. Gene Ontology annotation, molecular function: hydrolase activity, hydrolyzing O-glycosyl compounds. The record is from RefSeq and is a predicted model, not a curated record.
CUCAAUAUUGCUCUGCUUAUAAGUGAAGCCAGGCCUCUUUUAUCCCCAUUAGGAUUUGUUCAAACAAGGAAUGCCCAGUUUGUGAUGAAUGGAUCACCUUUCCUCUUCAAUGGGUUUAACUCAUACUGGAUGAUGCACGUUGCAGCAGACACUGCCCAAAGGUACAAGGUCUCCAAUGUGUUUCGGGACACCGCGGCUGCAGGUCUCACCAUUUGCCGGACAUGGGCUUUCAGCGACGGAGGCUACCAACCUCUGCAGACAUUGCCCGGUGUCUAUGAUGAACAUGUUUUUCAGGCACUUGAUUUCGUGAUUUCGGAGGCACGGAAGUAUAGUAUCCGAUUAAUAUUGAGUCUAAGCAACAAUUACAAUGAUUUCGGAGGGAGAGCUCAGUAUGUCAAUUGGGCGAGAAGUGCUGGUGUGCGGAUUAAUGGUGAUGAUGACUUCUACACCAAUCCAGUUGUUAAGGACUACUACAAGAACCAUGUCAAGAGAGUGCUCACCCGGAUGAAUACAAUUACUCGAGUUGCUUACAAAGAUGAUCCAACCAUCAUGGCAUGGGAGCUAAUGAAUGAACCUCGUUGUCAAGUUGACCCUUCUGGAGAAAUCCUAAAUAGAUGGGUUCAUGAGAUGGCAUCUCAUGUAAAAUCUAUAGAUAGUAAACACUUGUUAGAGAUAGGGAUGGAAGGUUUUUAUGGAGCCUCAAUGCCAAGUAGGAAGCGGUACAAUCCAGGAGGUAGCCAAUUUGGCACAGAUUUUAUUCGCAAUAAUCAAAUUAAGGAGAUCGAUUUUACGACAAUACACGCAUAUCCCGAUAUUUGGUUAUCCGGGCAGAAUGAUGACUCUCAAAUGGCUUUCAUGAGGAGGUGGAUGUGGAGUCACUUUAAGGACUCUAUAACAGCACUGAAGAAGCCAUUGGUGUUUGCAGAGUUUGGAAAGUCAAAGAAGGAUGCAGGAUUCAAUAUGAGAGGGAGGGACUCCUUCUUGACUGCUACCUAUUCCAACAUAUAUAGUUUUGCAAGAAAUGGGGGAGCUGUAGGUGGUGGGUUGGUUUGGCAAAUCAUGGCUGAAGGGAUGGAGUCCUACAGAGAUGGUUAUGAGAUCAUUCUACCUCAGGAUCCAUCUACAAGGGCUGUCAUUGCUCUGCAGUCUCAAAAAAUGAAGUCGCUAGCUUGA